Molecule: messenger RNA, 1630 nt
Organism: Malus domestica (apple)
Lineage: Eukaryota; Viridiplantae; Streptophyta; Magnoliopsida; Rosales; Rosaceae
Source: RefSeq, a predicted model, not a curated record
AUGGCGGUCUUUUCUCUGUAUCUUAGUUCAUGUCAUCAGAGUCUUGGGUUUAGAGCAAAAAAAUACAGUAAGACUAGGAUCAUCAGAGGCAACAGUGUAAUAAGAUGUAAAAGUAGUAGAUUAGAUCAAACUUCGGACGAAGAGAAGGGUGGCAAAAGGAAGCUUAAAAUUCUGAUCGCCGGUGGGGGCAUUGGGGGGCUAGUUUUGGCAUUGGCAGCGAAACACCGAGGAUUCCAAGUGCAGGUGUUUGAGAAAGACUCGAGUUCAGUGAGAGGGGAGGGGAAAGGACGUGGACCAAUUCAACUUGUGAGUAGUGCAUUGGCAGUGCUGGAAGCCAUUGACGAGGACGUUGUGAAACAAAUCAUGGAAGCAGGUUGUGAUACUGGCAACAGAAUCAAUGGCUAUGCUGACGGAGUCUCAGGUGAAUGGUUUACCAAGUUUGAUCUGUCAUCGCCGGCUGUAAGUAGGGGGCUUCCUAUCACUCAAGUAAUAUGCAGGAUGGAGCUUCUGGAUAUCUUAGUCAAUGCAGUUGGAUCUGACAUUCUGAGAAACAAAUCAAAAGUGGUUGACUUCAUUCAAGACCCUAACAAGGUUACAGUGAUCCUUGAAGAUGGACAACGAUAUGAUGGUGAUGUUUUAGUAGGAGCCGAUGGAAUCUGGUCAAAGGUGCGCUCGAAAUUGUUUGGCAUACGGGAAGCGAGAUACUCAAAUUACACCUGCUACAGUGGACUCACUAAAGUUGUCCCAUCAUAUGUUAAUAGUGUUGGGUAUCGGAUCUUCUUGGGAGCGAACCAGUACUUUGGUGCAGUAGAAGUUGGGCAUGGGAAUAUGCAAUGGUUGGCCUUCCAUAAGCAGCCGCCAAUGAGCACUGAUCCUCCUGAAGGUAAAAAGAAGAGGCUCCUGGAGGUAUUUGGAAAAUGGUGUCAGGAAGUGGUUGCUCUAAUUCAAGAAACACCUGAGUCCAUGAUUUUACAAAGAGAUAUCUUCGAUAGAGACAUGAUAUAUUCCUGGGGAACCGGGCGUGUUGCUCUGCUAGGUGAUGCUGCUCAUCCAUUGCAGCCAAAUCUUGGAAUAGGGGGAUGCAUGGCAGUUGAGGACAGUUACCAGCUUGUAGAUGAGCUUGAUCAAGUUUCCAGUACUGGCUCCGAUGCUCAAAGGACAGAUGCAAUUGUCUUGGCCCUGAGAAGAUAUGCAACAAAAAGAAUGAGGCGUGUUGGUAUAGUGCAUGCAGCCACUCGAAUGGCACCGGAAAUGCUUGCUAUGUACCGACCUUGCAUAGAGUUCAAAAUUGGUCCCCUGGCUCAUCUAUCAACUCUGAAGAUAAUGCACCCUGCAUUUCCGAUGGCUCGCGCAUUUCUGCAAUUUUGUAUGCCAGAAUUUAUGACUUGGAUAAUAACAGGGCACGGGUAAGGGAACAUAAACACAAUAGAAACCUGUUUCGAUUCCUUUUCGCAUUUCAAUUCUAUGAGCAUUCCUCAUUCAGUCAUCCUCAUUUUGAUCUAUGCGCACUUCUUCUCAUAGGUUAUCUCAAAGGGAGAGAAAAGGAUCCAUCAUACAAACAGCAGAAUGAAUCACAAAUUCAAUGACUUUGUGAGAAAGACGUCAUCAACAAUAUGUUAAAUUCUCUAAC